AUGUCCGCCCGGCAGGAGCGGAACCGGUCCUUCCUCGCGGCCGUCGAGCGCCUUGGGUACGCGCCGCUUGGGAGCUUCGCUGGCGCGGGACCGCUGGAGCCCAAGGACGUGGACUCGCUCAUGCGCGGCUCACUCGAGCCUGUGUGGCACUGGGUAGCGCUCAACGUGCACGCGCCCGCGACCAUUGAGCUGUACCGGCGCAACGUCCGCAUCGCCCGCCACGAAGCCACGAAUGCUACGGCCGAGCGCCAGCGAAAGCGUGACGCGUGCGCUGCCUUGAAGGAGAAGAAAGCAUUCUUGGAGCGUACGCUGGCCAACGUGCGCUCCGAGAACCAGAAGGAUCUCGCCGCUCUCUCGACCGUGGAGCACGACGCACAUGUGUUUGCAGAGACGAUACGCCAGCGCCAGCGCAGCCAAGUGCUCCUCCACGGACAAGCCAACGUGUUGCAGUGCAACCAAGGCGCGCACGUGGCGACCGUGGCCAACAUGAAGCAGCGACUCUUACCGCGACCGUCGCAUAUGCACAAGACGACGCAAGAGGUGGUCGAUGCCGCCUUGGAUACGCUGCAGCACGACUGUGCCACGCAGCGCGACCAGAUCGACCCGCCCGUGACCAACCUCGUCGAGAAUGUGUUUCAGGUCUGCAGUGGUCUGGACAUUGUCCACGCGCUCCAGCAGCAACCGCCAGCAUCUCUGCCCACGGCGUUCGGUGCCCAGCGACCAAUGCCCACCCAGAAAGUUGAUACGCUCACGUCUGUCCGCGCCCUUCUCCAGGAGCGACAGCAACACCACAUUGCUCAGUUUGUACAAACCAUGAAGCUACGCCAAGCAACGGAGAAGCAAUACCCGCCGUCCGCACUACCUCCUUUCCCAGCCAACCUCUCGCCCUCGCUGCGCGCGUAUCUGGAAGCGGACGAGGCCCACGUUGUCGCCACAGCCGUCUACGCGCUCCUGGUGCAGUACGAGCAAGAGGUCGAGGCUGCGAUCGCCGCGAAGCAGUCGCACAACGCGCACAUCCAGACCCAAGUGCACGAGAUCCAGGCGUUUACGAACCGCUUUGAGGCCACGACGAGAGAGAUCUCGAUCGCGUUUCAGCGCAACCGAGCACUCGUGCUGCACAUUUUGGACCAGCACAACCAGCUCUUGCAAGCGGUGCACGCCACCAUUCUAUCGCCGUACCUUGGCCACUUGGCGCCGCUCGAGCAGCAGCUACAGGCGCUCGGCCACGAAGAGCGCACGGCGGCGGUCUUUGCGUCGCGUCCAACGCCCUUUGUGGCCAGAAUCGGCGACCCUCACGACGCGCUGUGUCGCCUCGCACAGAGUCUCGACGUGCCCGACUACGGCAAUGUCCACCAGCUCCUCCGCGCCCUCGACGGCGAGACCCAGCUACGCCUCUACACCCACCUCCAGCACAGUCUGACGGCGCUCGAGGCCCAGAAGGCAGCUGCGACAGCCAUGGCUGCGGAGCACCAAGCUCUCCUCGCCCAAGUCGCCACGCUCCACGCGUGCGAUGAAGCGCAGUGGGCGCCCCGUGUACUGCAGCUCCAGGCGCAGGCCGAUGCGAUCCUCACAACACACCUUCCGGCGCUUCUUGCUGCGAUCAACGACUGGUUCCAUCAGCCAGCGCAGCAGUUGAUUGCCGCCUAA
Messenger RNA from Saprolegnia parasitica CBS 223.65, 1647 nucleotides. RefSeq lists its product as hypothetical. The transcript is spliced from 8 exons. The record is from RefSeq and is a predicted model, not a curated record. The coding region runs from base 1 to 1647 and encodes 548 amino acids. NCBI's taxonomy places the organism in Eukaryota, Oomycota, Saprolegniomycetes, Saprolegniales, Saprolegniaceae.